Messenger RNA from Cynocephalus volans (Philippine flying lemur), 432 nucleotides. It is a transcript of the gene ATP5F1E, whose product is annotated as ATP synthase F1 subunit epsilon. Gene Ontology annotation, cellular component: mitochondrial inner membrane. Gene Ontology annotation, biological process: proton motive force-driven mitochondrial ATP synthesis. Lineage: Eukaryota; Metazoa; Chordata; Mammalia; Dermoptera; Cynocephalidae. The record is from RefSeq and is a predicted model, not a curated record. The transcript is spliced from 3 exons. Bases 123 to 278 code for a protein of 51 amino acids. Gene Ontology annotation, molecular function: proton-transporting ATP synthase activity, rotational mechanism.
GCCCUCACACCCCGCCCCUUCCGCUUCUCGGGCAGACUUUCCUGCCGCUGGGCCGCCCAGCUGAGCCCCUCACUCGCCGCGUCUUCGCGAUUCUGCCCGACGCGCCCCACUCUCGCGACAUCAUGGUGGCCUACUGGCGACAGGCUGGACUCAGCUACAUCCGAUACUCCCAGAUCUGUGCAAAAGCAGUGAGAGAUGCACUGAAGACAGAAUUCAAAGCAACUGCCGAGAAGACUUCGGGCAGCAGCGUAAAAAUUGUGAAAGUAAAAAAAGAAUAAUCCACCCUGACUUGAAAUACUACAUUUUCAAGGUGAAGAUGUGUGGGCACAUGUUAUGGCAGAUUGAAAACGAUCUCACUAAAUGGGGAAAAAAAAAUACCUGUCUUGUUCAUAAAUUGACAAUGCUAAUAAAUUGGAGUGUGGUUCACUCUUA